Molecule: messenger RNA, 2813 nt
Organism: Wyeomyia smithii (pitcher-plant mosquito)
Lineage: Eukaryota; Metazoa; Arthropoda; Insecta; Diptera; Culicidae
Exons: 2
Coding region: 250-1515 (421 amino acids)
Source: RefSeq, a predicted model, not a curated record
ACAACCAAUGAGCUGGGUACCGGCUUUAUAGUGCUGGGCAGGAUGCAGUGUCGUGUGAUCAAGUGGCAGGCGAUCAGCGACAGGUUGUGUUUGUUGAGAAUAAAAGGCCGGUUCUACAACUACACCAUCCUCAAUGUGCACUGCCCUCACGAAGGAAGACCCGAUGUAGAGAAAGAAGAGUUCUACGCACAGCUGGAGUAACUCUACGAUAGCUGCUCGCGUAGAGACAUCAAGAUCGUCAUCGGGGACAUGAGCGCGCAGAUCGGUAGGGAAGAAAUGUACAAGCCGGUGAUCGGCCAACAUAGCCUGCACACCGUGACGAACGACAACGGCCAGAGAUGCGUCAACUUCGCAGCUUCCCGAGGACUGGCAGUCCGAAGUACCUUCUUUCCCCGUAAGGUCAUCCACAAAACCACCUGGAGAUCACCUGACCAACGUAUAGCAAAUCAAAUUGACCAUGUUCUCAUCGACGGCCGGUUCUUCUCUGACAUUACAAACGUACGUACCUAUCGCGGUGCGGAUAUUGGCUCGGACCACUACCUAGUUGCGGUAUCAUUGCGCUCAAAACUGUCGACCGUAUACCACGCGCGACAUCGCCGAACCCUGCGGCUCAACAUUAAGCAGCUCCGGAACUCCCAGGCUGCGGAGGAAUACGCGCAACAGCUUGAAGCGGUGCUACCCACAGCGGAGGGGCUGGGCGCAUUGCCUCUCGAAGACGGCUGGUGCAGCAUUCGCACAGCUAUCGUGGAGACCGCAACGGCGACACUAGGAGUGGAAGCACCGAGUGGCAGAAACGACUGGUAUGACGGGGAGUGCGAGGCAGCGGUGAAUGAGAAGAACCGGACCUGGGCGAUAUACCUGGGCAGGUCAACGAGAGAGAACAAGGCCAAUUACAAACGGGCACGGAACGACAUGACCACGAUUCUCAGACGAAAGAAGCGCCAGCAAGAGGAUCGUGAGCAUGAGGAGCUGGAGCAGCUAUACCGUGCCAGUGAAACGCGGAAAUUCUAUGAGAAGGUAAACCAGUCCCGCAGAGGCUAUGUGCCGCAAGCCGACAUGUGCAACGACGCGGAUGGGAACCUUCUCACGGAUGCCAGCGAGGUGGUCGAUAGGUGGAAGGAGUACUUCGAUGGACACCUGAAUGGCGAAACAGCAAACAGAAGCGGAGCAGGAACUGACCUAGGAGCACCAGCAGCGGAUGACCGAGUACCAGCUCCCGAUAUUCACGAAGUUCUUUGUGAGAUCGGGAAGCUGAAAAACAAUAAAGCCGCAGGCAAAGACGGACUGCCGAGCGAGCUCUUGAAACAUGGAAGAGAGGCGCUGGCUAUAGCGCUGCACUGGGUCAUUUCCAGGGAGGAGGAAAAACUGCCAGACGAGUGGAUGGAGGGAGUUAUCUAUCCUAUCUACAAGAGGGGCGACAAGCUGGAGUGCCGCAACUACCGCGGCAUCUCGCUUAUCAAUGCCGCCUACCCGAGAGUAUUUCACAGAUCCUGUUCCGUCGUCUAUCACCUUUAACCAGGAGGUUCGUGGGCCAGUACCAAGCGGGUUUCAUGGGAGCCCGUGCCACCACGGACCAGAUCUUCUCAAUCCGACAGAUCUUACAGAAAUGUCGCGAGUACAACGUGCCCACACAUCACAUCUUCAUUGACUUCACGGCGGCCUAUGAUACAGUCGAUCGAGGACAGCUAUGGCAGAUCAUGCACGACAACGGAUUUCCGGAUAAACUGACUCGAUUGAUCAGAGCUACCAUGGCGCAAGUGAUGUGCUACGUGCGUGUUUCGGGGAUACUCUCGAGUCCCUUUGAAUCGCGCAGAGGGUUGAGACAAGGUGAUGGACUUUCCUGUUUGCUGUUUAACAUCGCCCUUGAGGGUGUGAUCCGGAGGGCGGGCAUCGACACGAGGGGCACAAUUUUCACAAGGUCUGUUCAGCUUCUGGGCUUCGCGGAUGACUUCGACAUCAUAUCACGUAACUUUGCGACGGCGGAGGAAACUUACGCCCGACUGAAAGCCGAAGCUAGACGGAUCGGAUUGCGGAUAAAUGCGUCGAAAACAAAAUACAUGCGAGCGAGAGGCUCCAAGGAGAACAACAUCAGCCUCCCAACUCAAGUCUCUGUGGACGGUGAUGUGCUUGAGGUGGUCGAUGAGUUCGUGUAUUUGGGGUCACUGGUGACCGCUGACAAUAACACCAGCGAAGAGAUCCAGAGACGCAUCCAGGCAGGAAAUCGUGCCUACUUUUCACUCCGGAAGACACUUCGAUCGAAUCGAGUGCGACGACGCACGAAGUUGACGCUGUACAAAACCCUGAUAAGACCGGUAGUCCUCUACGGGAUCGAGACGACAACGCUUCUCGCGGAGGACCUUAACGCUCUUGGAGUUUUUGAACGGAAGGUGCUAUGGACUAUCUACGGUGGAGUACAGACGGACGACGGAGAAUGGCGACGGCGCAUGACCCACGAACUGCACGCGCUGCUUGGAGAGAAUCCCAUUGCACACCUGGCGAAAGUUAAUAGGUUGCGGUGGGCCGGUCAUGUCGUAAGGAUGCCGGACGGCAACCCUGUGAAAUCACUUCUCUUCAGCAACCCUGCCGGCACCAGAAAUAGAGGGGCGCAGCGUGCACGAUGGCUCGACCAGAUCGAAGGAGACUUGCGGGUGAUGAGACGCCUGGGGAACUGGCGAAACACAGCCCAAAACCGAGCAACAUGGCGACAAAUUCUUGAUACAGCACGAGCCACCACGGCUCUCGUCUGAUUGGUAAGGUAGGAGCAAAGAAUUUAUAGGAAAAUCCAACUUUAACUUGGUGAGUCAAAUCUGGCG